Sander lucioperca (pikeperch) is the source of this 3895-nucleotide messenger RNA. It is a transcript of the gene slc12a3, whose product is annotated as solute carrier family 12 member 3. The transcript is spliced from 26 exons. Gene Ontology annotation, cellular component: membrane. The record is from RefSeq and is a predicted model, not a curated record. Gene Ontology annotation, molecular function: sodium:potassium:chloride symporter activity. Gene Ontology annotation, biological process: chloride ion homeostasis; chloride transmembrane transport; potassium ion import across plasma membrane. The coding region runs from base 111 to 3197 and encodes 1028 amino acids. NCBI's taxonomy places the organism in Eukaryota, Metazoa, Chordata, Actinopteri, Perciformes, Percidae.
CUCAAACUACAGAAGGGCUCCAUCACCUUGACAGCUGUUGAAGAAGACUGUCUUAGCUGUCUUUGUGGUUACAAUCCACUUAAAUACAGAAAAUACGACUGCCAUUCUGAAUGGAGUUACCAAUAGCCAGCGACGGUGUGCAUCUGGCUGCAUACAAAACCAGACUUCCUCUGUCAGUAGCCAAUGCGAAUGCAACAGCUAGAGGGUUUGAUGAGUCUGGUUACUAUCAGUGUUAUGGUGAUGGGAGCAGUGUAGCAUCCCUCGGAUCUGAUGCUCUAACUGGCUAUGAGACUCUGGAUGCCCCGCCACACUAUGACUUCUACGCUAACACAGAGGUGUGGGGCCGACGGAGGCGCUUCAGACCAUCUCUGUACCAGCUGCACGCAAACCCUGAGGUUGACUCCAAACCUCCCUUGUAUGAGGAGACAACAGGUGGAAAGAUGGAAGGAAAAGACAGCUCAGAGGAAGACGAGAAGGAGAAGGAGGAGGAGCCAUAUGAACCUACUCGCUUUGGCUGGGUACAGGGAGUCAUGAUCCGUUGCAUGUUAAAUAUCUGGGGGGUGAUAUUGUUCUUGAGGUUGCCUUGGAUUACUGCUCAAGCUGGUAUAGGUCUGACCUGGGUGAUUAUUCUGCUAUCCUCUUGUAUAACUGGGAUCACUGGUCUCUCGACCUCAGCAAUCGCUACCAACGGCAAGGUCAAAGGAGGUGGGACCUACUUCCUGAUCAGUCGCAGCCUCGGUCCAGAGCUGGGUGGGUCCAUCGGUCUGAUUUUUGCUUUUGCUAAUGCUGUAGCUGUGGCCAUGCACACUGUGGGCUUUGCUGAGACUGUUAGAGACCUCAUGUUUGAAAAUGGAGCUGUCAUGGUGGACGCAACCAAUGACAUCCGCAUUAUUGGCAUCAUUACUGUCACAUGUUUACUAGGUAUCUCAAUGGCUGGCAUGGCAUGGGAGUCAAAGGCCCAAAUCCUGUUCUUCCUCGUCAUAAUGGUGUCAUUUGCCAGUUACAUUGUUGGAACAAUCAUACCUGCUUCAACACAGAAACAAGCCAAGGGUUUCUUUAGCUACAAAGCGGAUAUCUUUGCCGCCAAUUUUGUGCCCAAAUGGCAUGGACCAGACGGCAGCUUCUUUGGCAUGUUCUCCAUUUUCUUCCCCUCUGCCACUGGCAUCCUGGCAGGAGCUAACAUCUCUGGAGAUCUGAAGAAUCCAACAGUGGCCAUUCCCAGAGGAACAAUGAUGGCAAUAUUCUGGACCACUAUGUCAUACCUCAUCAUCUCUGCAACCAUUGGAUCCUGUGUGGUGAGAGAUGCGUCUGGCAUGUUAAAUGACACCCUAUUACCGUCCUCAUCUGGGGUUUGUGUUGGUGAUGCUUGUCAAUAUGGAUGGGACUUCACAGACUGUAUCCACAAUAAAUCAUGCGCCUACGGCAUCAGUAACUACUAUCAGUCGAUGAGCAUGGUGUCAGCCUUCGCCCCUCUCAUCACUGCUGGUAUAUUUGGAGCAACAUUGUCCUCUGCUUUGGCCUGCCUGGUGUCUGCUCCCAAAGUCUUUCAGUGCCUAUGUAAGGACAAACUCUACCCUUUCAUCGGCUUCUUUGGCAAAGGUUACGGCAAGAAUGAUGAACCACUCAGAGGCUACCUACUAACGUACAUCAUCGCUGCCUGCUUCAUUCUCAUUGCCGAGUUGAACACCAUCGCUCCCAUCAUCUCUAACUUCUUCCUCUGCUCAUACGCUCUGAUCAACUUCAGCUGCUUCCAUGCCUCAAUCACCAACUCACCAGGUUGGCGUCCGUCAUUCAGGUUCUACAGUAAGUGGCUGUCAUUGCUGGGCUCUGUGUGUAGCGUGGUUAUCAUGUUCCUGCUGACUUGGUGGGCGGCCCUCAUUGCCUUUGGCGUUGUCUUCGUCCUUUUGGGAUAUACACUCUACAAGAAGCCUGCUGUAAACUGGGGCUCCUCAGUGCAGGCGAGCUCCUACAACAUUGCUUUAAACCAGUGUGUAGGUCUCAACCAUGUGGAGGACCAUGUCAAGAACUACAGACCGCAGUGUUUGGUGCUAACAGGUCCUCCCAGCAGUCGCCCAGCUCUGGUGGAUCUCGUCGCCUGUUUCACAAAGGGUCUCAGUCUCAUGAUGUGUUGCAAUGUAGUCACUGCUGGUCCCUCCCCAUCAGUUGUGGAAAAGGCGAGCAGCGACCGUCAUGUUACCUGGUUGAACCAACGGAAGGUCAGGUCAUUCUACAGAGGUGUUGUGGCUACAGACCUAGGAUCAGGAGUUAACAUGCUGCUACAGGCGGCAGGUUUGGGACGUAUUAGGCCAAAUGUUCUGCUGAUGGGUUUCAAGAAAGAUUGUCGCAGUGACACACCUCAGGCUGCACACAACUACAUAGGAAUACUGCAUGAUGCAUUUGACCUACAGUACGGCGUGUGCAUUCUGAGAAUGAAGGAGGGACUGGAUGUCUCUCAUACCUCUCAAUCACAUGUUAAUCCAGGCUUUGAUGGAGGACAAGAGAGCAUUAACACCAUCUCUGCCCCUUCCCCUAUUCAAACAAGUACUACAUCUUCUAUCUCCAUUGAACCAGAGCCUCAGACUAGUACGGUGUUCCAGAAAAAACAAGAAAAGAAGACCAUUGAUGUGUACUGGCUGUCUGAUGAUGGAGGUCUGACCCUCCUACUGCCAUACCUGCUGACUCGGAGGAAGCGCUGGGCCAGAUGUAAGGUCCGAGUGUUUGUGGGGGGAGAAACAGGCAAGAAGGAACAACAGAGAGAGGAGGUGUUGGCACUGAUCAAGAAGUUCCGUCUUGGUUUCCAUGACGUUGAAGUGCUUACUGACAUCUACCAGAACCCCAAGCCUGACAAUGUUCGCCAUUUUGAGAAUACAGUGGGUCGCUUCAGGCUAGAUACAAGUCCCAAACAGGACUCUGAUUCAGAACCACCAAGACAGCAGGAGGAGCCGUGGAUGAUCACUGACCAGGAUUUAGAGAGGAACCAGGCCAAGUCUCUCCGUCAGAUUCGUCUAAAUGAGGUUCUGCAGGAUUACUCCAGAGACGCUGCUCUCAUUAUUAUCACCAUGCCGGUGGGGAGGAGAGGAGUGUGUCCCAAUACUCUCUACCUGUUGUGGCUGGACGCCUUGUCACGCGAUUUGAGACCCCCAGUCCUGAUGGUCAGAGGAAACCAUGAAAACGUCCUCACCUUCUACUGCCAAUGAAAUGUCUUCUCGAGACCAAUAUACAGAUACUGAAAUACAGCUUAUAAUUCACCAACAUCCUGACAUCAAUCAUUUUGAUUCAGACAUAUCAAUGCCUUGAUGACUAUAUAUGACGAUUGAUGAUUAUUGAUGAUUAUUGAUGAUCGUUAAUGUAUGCAAUUUGUAAUUACAAUGUUUUGGUCCUUUAAUUCAACAUCUUAACUUGCUGAGCUAUUUGUGAAGCUUUUAAUUCAACAUCUUAAUGAUGUACACAUUUUCUUGCAAACGUAAAUCACUAUAGGAAACAUAUUAAAACUAUUAAUUGUAAAGACAAUUGUUUAUCAAAAUGAUUUGUAAUGUUUAACAUUUUAUUUUAUUUCCUUAAAUUGAUGGCACAAGAGUGAGUUACUUUUGUUCAGUGUGUGUGUGUUUAAAAUAACAUUUUAAAGUGAAGUUAAGUACGUGUUUGAUAACCACAUCGCUGUACCCUCUUCUUCUAGUAAAGCUUCUCCAUGUUUGCGUGUCGAAAAAAUCUGAUAAUUUACCACGAUGUAUAGAUUUUCACAAUGUUAAAUGCAGUAACAAAGCCUGAUUCCUAGCCAUUGCCUCGUGUUGAGGACUGUAUUGACUGAUUGAAGUUGGUGCUGUAAAGUAUGUGAGUAAAUUCAAUCUAUUAAAGGGGUACUGUCAGGUAUUCUGGUGCCUUUUAGGUGUUUGAU